Eucalyptus grandis is the source of this 417-nucleotide messenger RNA. RefSeq lists its product as hypothetical. The transcript is spliced from 2 exons. The record is from RefSeq and is a predicted model, not a curated record. NCBI's taxonomy places the organism in Eukaryota, Viridiplantae, Streptophyta, Magnoliopsida, Myrtales, Myrtaceae. Bases 61 to 417 code for a protein of 118 amino acids.
UGCUCAUCAUUGCCACUCUCAUAGUGUGAUUGUUAUGUGAUCUUGGCUGGUCCGAGAGCGAUGGUGAAAAAGAACAUUGUCGAGAGAGAGUGGGUGGCGAUAGCAGUGGUGGCAUAUCUGCUCAUCAUGAUGGAUCUAUUGCCUUCACCAACGAGUGCCUCUUUGCUUCCUGCUCAACAUGUUCCCGAUGCCCCUGGUGUAAGCGAAGAAGGCAAGAUGGGAUCCCCAAGAAAAGCAUUAGGUGGUGGGUUCAAACUCAAGGAGGCAAUUGGUCUUGAUACCUACGUUGAUUUUGGGAAGAAGAAGAGAAGGAAAGCGAUGGAGUCGUGUAGCUUGAAGGCGAGUCCCAACAAGUCUCUGCCCUCACCUAAUCAUAAUUUUCGCCACUCCCAGGUUUGGCACGGAAUAAAUGCAUAA